Symbiodinium necroappetens is the source of this 1020-nucleotide messenger RNA. The record is from the annotation of a GenBank genome assembly. NCBI's taxonomy places the organism in Eukaryota, Dinophyceae, Suessiales, Symbiodiniaceae.
GUUGGUCGCGACAGGACAAGUUACCAGUCACUGGCGGUCAGCAGCUCCUCUGGGAGCCCUUGCUAUCAAUCGAUUGGACCACUGCCUGCGCCGCAGUUCGUGGAGCAGGAGGAGCUCUUCGGAGAGCACCGCGUGUCGCGGCCCAGCUGCGCCUUUGGCAACAGCUGCCGCCGCAGCAACCCUCAGCAUUUCCUGGAUGAGAGCCACCCCACGGACCCUGACCAUCAGGCCGGCCAUGUGCAACCCCCUGCCGUCCGGCCCGGGCUUCACUUGGCACAGAGGAAUGGCAGCUUUGACUGGGUCCGGACCGGCAAUGAGAAGGCGGACCGAGACCUGCGUGGAGACGUGGCUGCCCUCAGCCUUGGGGUGUGUCAAGCCAGAGGCUACUGGCUGGGCAAUGCGAAGGUGGCACUGCAGCAGGUGGACAACCUCCUGCAAGGUACUCGAAUCCUCACGAUUGAGGAGGCCGGGGGCGCGCUGGCCUCCAACUCCCGACCGCCGCGGCUUGCAGUGGCCAGGGAAACCACGGCCCUCGACGCUGCACUCGCACGUAGCACCCGCGGCGAGCGGGUGGCGGUGAUCGGGGCAGCUUCUGCCUACCAUCCAUGUGGAGGCUUCCGCACAGGUGGACGCCAUGCGCUGGAGGAGGCGAUGUGCGUGCAGUCGACCCUCUCCGUUUCACUGCAGCGAGCGGUGUGGCUUUCAAGGCAUGGCGGAGUGGAGGUCCAAAUCCCAGAGCGACUGAAAGCCGAUGGCCGGAAGGGAUGGUUUUGCUACAUCCCGGAGCGAGGGGCGAUCCUCUCUCCCUCGGUGGAGGUUUUCCGAAAUGGGUCUGACAAGGGAUAUGCCUUCAUGAAGAGCGCUGUGGAGCUGGCGGCUGUCGUCAGUGUGGCGAUGCCGAACAUGAACCCGUCGGUCAAGGACUCGCCGUUGGACACCCCGACUGAUCUACAUGCGUACCGUGCCCUCCUUGCAGACAAGCUCAAGGUCGCCCUCUACGGGGUUGCCCGACAUGUUUAG